Molecule: messenger RNA, 6953 nt
Organism: Hypanus sabinus (Atlantic stingray)
Lineage: Eukaryota; Metazoa; Chordata; Chondrichthyes; Myliobatiformes; Dasyatidae
Exons: 2
Coding region: 2510-5716 (1068 amino acids)
Source: RefSeq, a predicted model, not a curated record
UCAAUUUUCAUACAUCUCAAAUGCCUCAUUCAGAGAAUCUCUGAAUUAAAACAAUCUCUGAGGACAGAGAAAUAAUGCAGAUUCAUUCUACAAGAAAUGAAUUUCACUGAAAGCUAACAACUCCAUCUGCUGAAAAUUACUUAAAGUAAAAAUAACCUUGAAUAUUGUUAAGGAACUCAAACAUAUUGAUGAAUAUGUGGAUGUGUGUUUCUGACCCAAUUACACUGCGGAAAUUAUUGGGAAACAAACUUCACAAGCUUGGAAUCACUAUUCUUUUCAGAACUAUGCUUUGCAUCAAAAUCUCCCAGGAUGCAGACUUUCUUCACCGUGCCCAAUAUCUCAAAUGAAACCAUUAAUUUUUUUGAGAGAAUUCCAGAGGUUCUUGUGAAAGAAAAUAAGUCAGUAGUCUUGUCACCAGAUGUAAUCUAUAAUUCAGAAGGAACUCCUAUACCUCAAGAUGAUGCAGCUUGUUAUCUAAGGCAGUUAGCAUAACCAAAGGAGAAGCUAGAUAAACCCAGGAGAAAGAAAAUACUGUUAAAUCCUGAUGCUUUGGGGAUCCAAACGUUCGUUGCAAGUUAUGAAUGAGGCACAAAACGUGUUGCUUAAGAUUGUUUUAUUUAAGUGUUAGAACAAAGAUGAAGGGAGAAGGAGCAUGAGCAAUGAGACUGAACAAAGAGAGACAGUGGGUAAGAACAAGAGAGCCCAAGGAAGAAAAAAAGUUUUCCUAUACCAGACCACUGAUUCUAAUUAAAUAUGCAGAUUCAAGUAAUGUGACACCUGCCACUGAAACCAAUAAGUUUCCAGAAAAAUACAAUGGAAACUGUAACUCACUGAACAAUUGCAUGUAUACAGGUGAUUAUAUAAAAAACACAAACAUGCAUAGGAAUGUUAAACUACAAGGAAAAAUAACAAUUCUACAGCUCAAUCCAACAAUGCUGAAGGUAAGAUGAAGGAUGGCUAAAUUGGUCUCUAAUCUCUGGAACUAACCUAUUGUUUGUGCUGUCAGUGGCAAAUGUUACGUAUCCCGUAACUGGAUCACUUACCAGCAAAGAUAGAGAGGUCCGUUGAAGUCUGAUGGCACUAUUUUGAAACGUUUUUAUUUAUAAAGGGGCACAAAAGUAAGGUUAAUACAAACAUUCAGAUAAUGCACAUCGUCAAUACUCAAUCUAAAGCGCGGGUAUAGUAAUGUUCAUCAUUAAGCAAUGAGCUCUACUGGUGUCUAGGGGUUAAUAUAUGGUCCGUUGGAAAUAUAAAAGUCACUCAGAAGUCUUCAGCUUUUUGGGAAUCGCUGGGUUUCACAUGUUGCGACAGAGAGAGAGAGAUUGGUGAGAAAAGGAAGACUUGCCCGGGUCUUUAUGAAGCACUCCGUUGAAUCAGGGGAGCGUUGGUUCCCCGUUGUUAGUUCGAAGUCCUUUUCGGUGUUAUCAGCCACCUGCUCUCCAGGCAAAGGAGAAACAGAACACAAGUGGCUUUCUUCAAAAUGGCUUCCCGCUACAACGGGAUCGCUGUCGUGUCUUCUUGGUGGUCUGAAGGGGUUGUCCCCCCCCAGAACCUCCUUUAUACUUCCUCACGGGGUCGCAGGUGUCAAUCAGGUUGGGAUGAUGCAAUCUCUCUCUCUCAACCAGCCCACUUUGCCCGAGGGCUUUACACGUGGUCUCCAUGAGACAAUAGUCAAUGUUGCCUUAUUUUGCAUCCCGGUGGAACGCGGUAUUUGGCACGUCCCUCUCUCUCUCCCACUUCCUGUGUCUAUUCAGCACGUCUCUCUCUCUCCCACUUCCUGGGUCUACUGACCCCCCCCCCCCCCCAACUAGUGCUCUUGCGAUUCUCACAAAGGAGGGGGCUGGGAUCAUAACACAAAUAAAUCUACAUUGAAGUAAUUUCCAAUCUUGAAACCAAAUCCUAGCUUCAGAAAUCAUUCUGCUACUCAAUACGAGCAAGGUAAUGAAUCUCAAAACAUGAGGAAUGCCGAAAAAAUAUACAGCUGUAAGUUUCAAAAUGCUUAGCAUAACCAUUUCACCAUUUGUCUCCCCUUUCCCAAUCGCUCAACUCUCACCCCCUUUUUUUAAAAAAGGGGCCUGUGCUGUCUUUACGACAGUUAUUUAGUUUAUAAUAUUUUCGCUUAGUAAUUCAUUCAAUAGUAUUUUCUAGUUAGAAUUAGAAGUGUUUAAAGUGUAUUCAUUGCAUGUAAAAUAUAUCGGCAUGCGAUGACGUCACAUCCGGUUUCGCCGCGUCUUGUGGGAAAACACCGGUUUGAAAUUAGCGCGAGGGUGGGGGCUUUCCACGAGGCUCACCUGAGCACAAGCAGUUUUGCAGGCAUGAGAAAUCACAGUGAGAGCAACGCUUUUUCACCAUAUGUUAAUGUGAAGAGUGAACAGUAAAUGGUUAAUCUUACUGCGAUCUGGUUUGCAUUGGCUGUGGUUUAUCCGGACGUUAAAUUCGGCGUUUCGUUACACCCGAAGGAGAACGUGACAGUGAAAAAGCGGCAUUAUCAGGUGUUUCAAGUGCUGCAAUGUCAGCUCAAUCCAGCAUCAAGUCGACGCCGCCCAGCGACAAGGGCGGUAAACCGACAUCAAGUAAGCCCACCCGGGCGUUAUCAGGUGUUCCAAGUGCUGCAAUGUCAGCUCGAUCCGGGAUCAAGUCGAUGGCGCCCAGCGACAAGGGCAGUAGAACGACAUCAAGUAAGUCCACACAGGCAAGAGCCAAGGCAGAAGCCGCCAAGGUGCGACUGCAUUACGCCAAACAAGAAGCAGUUUUGAAAAUGAAACUGGCCACCAAAGAAGCCGAAAAGGCCGCCAGAGAAGCCGAAACCCAGUUGGAAAUGGCAAAAAUAUCGACAGAGUUGCAAGUGCUGCAGCUGGAAGGAGAAGGAGAAGCUGCCAUGGUGGAAGCAGAGUACAUAGAAGAAGCUGAAGGGUCGCGUGAUCUGACCGAAACAAGUUCUGCUUUAGAAAGGACCAGACUGGAACGCACGAGCGACUAUGUACAAUAUCAAGCAGACAGGCAGGCUCGUCUCCCCUCUCCAUACCUAUUCGAUAACUUCCCCAGCUACGAGGAAGAGAAUUUACCCUCGCGGCCCCGCGAUGAAGUCAAGAAUGAAAGAGCUGACAACCGAUAUACUUUGACACCAAAGUUACAAAGUUCGAUGCGAAGAGACGCGGAGGUUGAAUCCAGGAUGGCAAAUUCCAUGAGAAACGUGCGUUCUCAGUCAUAUAGGCGCCAACGUACUUCUCCAGCCCGCAUGCCGCUUGCCGCAGAUCCCACGCUGCAGUAUUUAGCACGACGGGAUCUCGUCACUUCGGGACUGUACCAGUUUGACGAUAAACCCGAAAAUUACCGCGCUUGGCUCUCCACAUUCACCAACGUGAUUGACGGGGUCCAGCUCAGUGCAACCCAAAGGUUGGACCUUAUGGCGAAAUGGCUGGGGAAAGAAUCACGCGACCAGGUGAGACGCAUGCGUUCAGUGUACAUCAACAAACCUGAGCUAGCCUUAAGCGAAGCGUGGGAGAGACUUUGGGAGAGAUAUGGGGCCCCCGACAUUAUUGAAGGGGCGCUAUAUCGACGUCUGGAAAACUUUCCUAAGGUGUCAGCCAAAGAUCACUUUAAGUUAAGAGAAUUCGGAGAUUUACUCAUGGAGAUCCAAGGCGCCAAAGAAGAUGGCUAUUCAGCUGGUCUAGUAUUCCUAGAUACUCCAUCCGGGAUUAGACCAAUUGUGGACAAACUUCCAUUUGGGCUGCAGGACAAGUGGCUGACUGUUGCCUCAGAGUACAAGGAAGACCACGAUGGUCGAUUUCCUCCCUUUAAGCACCUCACUAGGUUUGUGUGCAAGGAGGCGAAGAGGCGAAACGACCCUAGCCUUGUAGGUCCAGGAAGCAGUUCGAUUUACACCAAGCCAGGCAGAUCCGUUUCGAAUGUUUUCAACAUUGAUAAACCCGUGUCAGUGCUCAAGACCGAAGCCCUUACGACUAACAACGACCCUGGCAAGUAUUGUCCAUUGCAUAACAAACCUCACCCCCUGAAAGCAUGCAGAAUGUUUAGGGAAAAACCCCUUGAAGAGAGGACGGCUCUUCUCAAGGAGAAAAGAAUAUGUUUUAGAUGCUGUUCCUCAACCUCUCACCUCGCCAGAGAGUGUACGAUCGCCGUGAAGUGUCCGGAAUGUGGCAGCCCAGAUCACGUCGAGGCCAUGCAUCCCGACCUGUCACCACAAACCGAGAGCGCUCCUUCACCCCCACAACAGGACGGCGGGGAGGGAGAGGCUCACUCUAGGUCAAUAGCUGUCAGCACGAACUGUACAGAAGUUUGCGGUCAAGCUCAGUCAAGUCGUUCUUGUUCCAAGAUCUGCCUCACUAAGGUGUACCCUAAAGGAGCCAAAGACAAGGCCAUCAAAGCCUAUGUGAUUCUGGACGAUCAGAGCAAUCGUUCACUAGUCAGUCCAGAGUUCUUUAAAUUGUUCAACAUUGAGAGUGAGCGGUUCCCAUACUACCUCAAAACUUGCUCAGGCAACAUGGAAACCCAAGGAAGGAAGGCAGAAGGCAUCCAGAUCGAGUCCCUGGAUGGUAAAGUCGUCAUCUGUCUCCCUCCGCUCUUAGAGUGCAAUGAAAUCAUGAAUAACCGCGCUGGGAUCCCGACACCAAGUGCGGUGCUACACCAGCCGCAUCUCCACCACAUCGCCAAACACAUCCCAGAACUGGAUCCGAAAGCGGAAAUACUCCUGCUAUUAGGAAGAGAUGUUAUCCAGGUACACAAGGUUAGGCAGCAGAUCAAUGGACCACUCAACGCCCCCUUCGCGCAACGUCUGGAUCUGGGCUGGGUGGUGAUAGGAGAGGUGUGUCUCGGUGACGUACACAAACCGAUGGUUAACACACUCAAGACCAAUGUGCUAGAGAGUGGCCGCCAUUCAAUCUUUCAACCCUGCCCGAGUGUCCCGUGCAUCAAGGAAGCACAACAAGGCGUUAACAAGCGCGAGGCAAGCGACGAGUCGCUGGGCCAGUCAGUCUUCGCUCUAACGAAGUAUGACAACAAACUUGCACAAUCAGCUCAAGAUACCAUUUCUUUAAAAACCAAAGACACCAAGGUCUUCAGAGAUGAAGCAAAUAAUGGGGUUGCCCCAUUGCCAAUCAGAGAACCACGCCAGCGCUCACCAGAUAACAAAGAGCAGGCAGUCAAACGGUUCACGUCCUUACGGAAAACCCGGAAAAGGAAACCCGAGAUGCAGCAACGCACCCGAUUGGCCCACGAGGUACUGUGCACCCUAAUGGCAGAGGUCACAGCCAUUAUAAACGCACAAUCAUUCCUACCUGUGUCUUCUGACCCAGAAAACCCCUUUAUACUUUCGCCAUCAACGCUCCUUACGCAGAAGGCAGGAGCACCUCCUCCACCAGGAGACUUCUCAGACAAGGAUUUGUACACAAAGCAAUGGAGACAAGUCCAGGCUCUGGCAAAUCAGUUUUGGUCCCGCUGGAGACAGAAAUAUCUACACUCGUUGCAACAGAGACAAAAGUGGACAGAACCCCGAAGGAAUCUUCAAGUCGGAGACCUAGUCCUGCUCAGGGACAAGCAGAUCACCCGCAACAGCUGGCCAAUGGCCAGAAUCACUGCUACAUUCCCUAGCGAGGAUGGACAUGUCAGGAAGAUCGAAUUGAAGACUACCGACCAAGGCGAUGUGAAAAUUUACCAAAGGCCAGUUACAGAAGUUAUUCUACUUCUACCCAAUGACUGAUUAAGAGACUAAGUUUUGUACUCUGCUCAUUGUGACCUUACGAAGGUCAAGCGGGGAGUGUGCUGUCUUUACGACAGUUAUUUAGUUUAUAAUAUUUUCGCUUAGUAAUUCAUUCAAUAGUAUUUUCUAGUUAGAAUUAGAAGUGUUUAAAGUGUAUUCAUUGCAUGUAAAAUAUAUCGGCAUGCGAUGACGUCACAUCCGGUUUCGCCGCGUCUUGUGGGAAAACACCGGUUUGAAAUUAGCGCGAGGGUGGGGGCUUUCCACGAGGCUCACCUGAGCACAAGCAGUUUUGCAGGCAUGAGAAAUCACAGUGAGAGCAACGCUGUAAGUUAAUAGAUAAUCGAUAUAUUGAACUAAGAUGUUAAUGCUGAUCCUGUUAGAGGUAACGACGGUAGAUAAUGUUUAUGCUUUCGUUAGUUAAAGAGUCGCGGAUAGUUUGCAUGGAAGUGUAUUUAAAGUAGUCAAUGGAGCAGGUAAACUCUCCCUGUAUACUGCACCUUAGUGUAAUGUAGUUAUAGUCACCUUUGCAAGUAUUUGCACUUGAAAUGUGAUAUUAAGGAAGGAACAAAUACUGUAUCAAUCUUGUAUUGUUUUAUCAACAGUUUUCACCAUAUGUUAAUGUGAAGAGUGAACAGUAAAUGGUUAAUCUUACUGCGAUCUGGUUUGCAUUGGCUGUGGUUUAUCCGGACGUUAAAUUCGGCGUUUCGUUACACCCGAAGGAGAACGUUACAGGGCCAAUAUUGAUACGUUUAAAUAAAUGGGGAAAUAGUAGCAGUAGUGUAAUCACUUGAGUCGAGUAUGUUCUUCUAAGUGGUUGUCUAUUUAGGAUGGAUUCCCUUAAUGGAAAAUGCCUGUGCAUGACUUUGUUUAAUGAGGAGAGGUUGAUUCAUGGCCAUCACCACAUGAUACCUUAUGAACCAGGGUUAGGAUCCACUGGUAUGGAAUGCAAGAUGACUAGGAACUCUUAACUGCUGCAGCCCUCCUCCACCUUCCCUGCCAUUGUGAUGUGUCAUCAUCUUCCACCAACUCCACCACUGAGGUCUUGGUUGGAUUGCUAUCUGUCUAGAACCUCCCCCUUAACCUAACUAACAUGGAUGACCCUACCAGGAGCUAAGCGCCAGAUGGCUAAACUCCGACAGCAAUAAAAGCUAGAUUUUUACCUUAGUGAACAAGGGCUAAUACAAUACAAUCAUUAAACAUUUGAAAUCUAACAUUUGUGGUAUGCCUAUAGAUCUUA